Penicillium antarcticum is the source of this 1770-nucleotide messenger RNA. Its product is annotated as Sec1 family protein. Gene Ontology annotation, biological process: intracellular protein transport; vesicle-mediated transport. The record is from RefSeq and is a predicted model, not a curated record. The transcript has 3 exons. NCBI's taxonomy places the organism in Eukaryota, Fungi, Ascomycota, Eurotiomycetes, Eurotiales, Aspergillaceae. Bases 1 to 1770 code for a protein of 589 amino acids. Gene Ontology annotation, cellular component: Golgi membrane.
AUGGAUGUCGUCGCGGCCGCCUCGGGGUACAUCUCCAAGAUGGUCACCGUGGGCGAGUCCUCAGGAGCUUCCAAGAUGAAGAUCUUGCUUCUUGAUAGUGAGACAGUUCCCAUCGUCUCGACUGCCAUCACCCAAUCCGCCCUGCUUAAUCACGAGGUCUACCUCAUCGAUCGCCUGGACAAUGCCGCGCGCGAGAAGAUGCGCCACCUGCGCUGUCUGUGCUUCGUGCGCCCAUCACCCACCUCGAUUCAGUUUCUGAUUGACGAACUUCGAGAUCCUAAAUACGGCGAAUACUAUAUUUACUUAAGCAACAUCAUCCGCAAAUCCUCCCUCGAGCGGCUCGCAGAAGCCGACAGCCAUGAAGUCGUCCAGUCAGUGCAGGAACAGUUCGCCGACUUUCUGGUCAUCAACCCGGAUCUGUGUUCUUUAGGUCUGGGCUUCCCCUUGAACCGGAUAUGGAGCCAGUCGCCCGAUAUGUGGAACCCUGAUUCCCUACAAAGAGCUACCGAGGGUGUAUUGGCCCUGCUGCUUUCGUUGAAGAAGAAUCCCCUCAUCCGAUACGAGAAGAACAGUUUGUUGGCCAGAAAGCUGGCGACAGAGGUCCGAUACCACAUCACGCAGGAGGAACAGCUGUUUAAUUUCCGCCGGACGGAUACACCGCCUAUCUUACUUGUGCUUGACCGCCGCGAUGAUCCCAUCACCCCGCUGUUGACCCAGUGGACAUAUCAAGCUAUGGUGCAUGAAUUGCUUGGCAUCAAUAAUGGCCGCGUGGAUCUUCGGGAUGUGCCAGAGAUCCGACCAGAGCUCAAGGAGAUUGUCUUGGCUCAGGACCAGGAUCCCUUUUUUAAGAAGAAUAUGUAUCAGAACUUCGGUGAUCUGGGGCAGAAUAUCAAAGAAUAUGUGGAGCAAUACCAGACCAAAACGCAGAGCACUGCGAAUAUUGAGUCUAUUGCGGAUAUGAAACGUUUUGUGGAGGAUUACCCCGAGUUCCGCAAGCUCUCGGGUAAUGUGAGCAAGCAUGUUACUCUGGUGGGUGAGCUUAGUCGACGCGUUGGCGAAGAGAACCUCCUCGACGUGAGUGAGCUGGAACAGAGCUUGGCUUGCAAUGAUAACCACUCCAACGAUCUCAAGUCACUGCAACGGAUUAUCCCGUUACCGAAUGUGCCAGCUGACAGUAAGCUGCGCCUGGUGGCUCUCUACGCACUUCGCUACGAGAAACAACCCAACAAUGCCCUCGCAAUCCUCCUUGAUCUCCUUACCACAGCGGGUGAUGUCCCAGCCAACCGUGCGGCCAUUAUCCCCAAGCUCCUCACCUACCACCACUCCCUCCAAGCGCCACCAGUCGCAGGCGGCUUUUCAGACCUCUUUGAAUCAACAUCCUUCUUCGGCGGUGCAAGAGACCGCUUCAAGGGUCUCAAGGGAGUAGAGAACGUCUACACCCAGCACUCACCUCGUCUGGAGGUAACCCUACAAAAUCUCAUCAAAGGACGACUGAAGGAACUACAAUACCCCUUCUUGGAAGGCAGUGGCCACACAAGAGACAAGCCACAAGAUAUUAUUAUUUUCAUGGUCGGUGGUGCCACGUACGAGGAGGCCAAGAUGGUUGCCCAGGUCAAUGCAAGCUCCCCCGGAGUGCGUGUUGUCCUAGGUGGCACCUCUAUUCACAAUAGUACAACAUUCCUAGAGGAGGUUGAUGAUGCUGUGGGUAGCUGGCCGGAACCGGAACCCUCGACAGCUGCAGGUCGGCUGCGACGGGAGGUUGGUCGAUAA